Leguminivora glycinivorella is the source of this 981-nucleotide messenger RNA. RefSeq names its product laminin subunit alpha-2-like. NCBI's taxonomy places the organism in Eukaryota, Metazoa, Arthropoda, Insecta, Lepidoptera, Tortricidae. Gene Ontology annotation, biological process: axon guidance. Gene Ontology annotation, cellular component: basement membrane. The record is from RefSeq and is a predicted model, not a curated record. Bases 1 to 981 code for a protein of 326 amino acids. The transcript has 8 exons.
AUGAGGUUCUUGUUGUGUUUGUUGCUGGUGGCCGCUGUUGCUGGGAAGGGGAAGAAACAUCGGCAUAAUAAGCCAGGCCGAGCAGUCCUCGACAGGCUAUCCAGCACCACAGUCACAGAUGGCACCGCGGAAUCGAGUCGGGAACUGCUACCUGAACCCCUGGACGUGGCUCCAUUCGCGGUGAUAGAAGCUAACGCUACCUGUGGUGAUAAUGGGGCUGAGGACUACUGCAGGGAUACGCCGGGAAAACGCGGCGUGGUCUGUGACGUAUGCGAAGGUCUGGACGGCCCCGCCGCCCGCCGCCAUCCAGCGUCACACGCCAUCGAUGGUGACCCUACCACCUGGUGGCAGAGCCCUGUGGGCGUAGCAGAUGUGACGUUGGUCGCUACGCUGCCUGAUGAGAUGGAGCUAGUCCACGUCAUCAUCAAGUCGGGGCCGUCGCCCCGGCCUCUAGCCUGGUCCCUGGAGGUCUCCUCAUCUGAUAACGAGGACUGGAAGAUGAUCAGCGCGUUUGGAGACAAGGAGCACUGUAGAAAACUGUGGGAUCUCCGUCCUGAAAGGAGGCGACGGAAAGUUAGAGCAGCCAAGAAUCGCAGAGCAGACAAACCCACGUGCUCGACACAGUUCACCAGCCCAAGACCUUUGGAGAACGGAGAGAUGCACAUCAGAGUUCAAGAGGUCCCAGCGCGUCGCGUGCGCAUCUCCUUUCGCGCCGCGCAAUCUGCCGCCCCCUCGCAGUACUACACUGUUCGCGCGCUCGCUCUAGUCGCGCGCUGUCUCUGUCACUCCCAUGCCAGACAUUGCCACGUUGACAGAAGCGGUGCAAAAUGUAAAUGUCUCCACGACACCUGUGGUCCCCACUGCACAGAAUCUUGUGAACAGACUCCUGAAUGUUCCUGUGGGGAGCGGGGGGCGUGUCAGUUUGACGACACGGGCGCCAUCUUGAGAAUCGCGCAGGUCCUCUUUGUGAUCGCUGUUUAA